Messenger RNA from Paralichthys olivaceus (Japanese flounder), 2979 nucleotides. RefSeq names its product lunapark, ER junction formation factor (gene lnpkb). NCBI's taxonomy places the organism in Eukaryota, Metazoa, Chordata, Actinopteri, Pleuronectiformes, Paralichthyidae. Gene Ontology annotation, cellular component: endoplasmic reticulum tubular network. Gene Ontology annotation, biological process: endoplasmic reticulum tubular network organization. The record is from RefSeq and is a predicted model, not a curated record.
GAUUGUUACGUCUCCAGCCCGCGCCACGCUGUCUCCGCCUGCAGCUGAGAUGUGUCUGUUGUUAGCUGUUAGCUUGUUUCAGAGCGAGUGUGAGUGAACGGGACUGACGGACCCAUCGAAACACCGCGCGACCAGUGAGGAUUUGCAGACAUGGGGGCUCUGAUAUCCCGGUGGAAGGCAAAGCCGACCACAGUGGAGCAGCUUGAGAACCUAGACAAGGAGAUAAAAGAGCUGGAGGAGUUUAGAGCCAAAAACCAACGUCUGGAAAAGCUGUGGGUCGGCCGGCUGCUUUUGUACUCGUCAGUCCUCUACCUGUUGACGUCUCUGGUGGUUUACUUCCUCUACCUGCCUGAACAAUGGUUGCAGAGAGUGGCCAUGGCCCUGCCUUUCUUCUUAUACCCUGUGCUAGUGUGGCUCAUCAGGAAGUUAUUGAUUUUCCUAUUUUCCAAACGCACUGAGAGAAACAAUGAUAAACUAGAAGACUUAAAGGUUUCCAAGAAAAAGAUUCUGGAGGACGUGAUGGAAACGGAGACAUAUAAAAAUGCCAAAAUCAUCCUGGAGCGCUUUGAUCCAGAAGCUCAGAGGAAGGCUGAGCUGGAGUCGACCCCAGUGCGUCCUCAGAUGACUCCCAGGCCAGGACAAGAGAUUAGACAAAGAGGCGUGCCAAUGAGACCCAUGCCGAUGGGUACCCCAGGUCCCAUGGCGAUGACGCCCCCACCUGGAGCACGGCCCCCAUUCGGACCCGGGGGCACACCUGUGGAACCUGUCCUUCUCUCAGCUCCAGGAGGACCACCAGAGAGAUCUGCUUUGUCUGCCUCAGUCCUGCAGGGGGCAGUACCAAGGACACCCUGCUCUCCUAUACCAGGAGUAGGCAUGCACCCUCCAGGUCCUCCAUUAGCAAGACCGGUUCUACCCAGAGACAGAGGAGCUGUGGAUAGAGUCAUCGAGUACCUGGUGGGGGACGGACCGCAGAACAGAUACGCAUUGAUCUGCCAGCAGUGUUUCUCUCAUAAUGGCAUGGCUCUGAAAGAAGAGUUUGAAUACCUGGCAUUUCGUUGCGUGUAUUGCUACUUCCUGAAUCCGGCCAGGAAGACGCGUCCUCAGGCUCCGCGGCUUCCAGAGUUCAGCUACGAGAGGAAGCUGCGAGCAGAGUCACGCUCCCCUGGACCAGCACCACGUUCUGGGACUGACACAGAGGAGAGUGCGCCACCCUCUGGAGCCAAAGCUCCGGCUCCGUGGAAUCUGGUCCACAGUUUCCAGAUCCGGUCGAGUCCAAAGAACCCUCAGAGCCGACCUCUGCAGAGUCCAGAUGAGAAAGAGAUGGGAGAAGAUGAAGCAUCCUCUAAAGAAGAAGUAUUGAGUGAGAGCCAGUCGCAGGAGGAGCUGUGUCAGGGGGAGGAGCUGCGUCAGGAGGAGCUGCGUCUGGAGGAGGAAGAAGAAGUCGUUCAUGAGGAGGAGGAGGUGGAGGGGGAAUCGAACCAGCGUCACAGCGCUCCCUGUGAGGCAGAACCUCAGCCGUCAUAGCUGCAGAGAGUCCAGACGAGUGUGAUCUCUCUAAACGAUGGCCAUGAUUGACAGGUUGCAUUUUAAAGCAGUAAAAUUAGACUUUUACAGCUUUAGUUUAACCUGCAACUUAAACUUUUUGUUUUGCAGCUUUUAGUUCCCACCUGGGUUUUUUUUUUUGCCCAAGUUUGGAAAUGUCACCAUCAAAUUAUCACAGCUAAUAUUGAAUUUGUUCAACAAUAUUGCCUAAAAUCAUCUUAUGUCAUAUCGUGGCCUGAACAGUUUGACUGGGCGGUGGAUGAUUGUAGUUUUUAUCCGAAGGCUGUUUCUUGAUAAAGUAGCUGGUUUGUAGUUUUGCUCUGUAUUUUGUUACGAGGUAAUGAACUGACUUAGUUUUAACAUUUUAACAUUCACACAGGUUUUUAUGAAGUAGUUUGCUGCUAUAAGAUGUGUUGAUGAAGAGUUUAGAUCAAACUGCUGCUUCACUAAGGGUCUGUCUUCAGAUGCUCAAACCUCUUGAGUUGGUUGUUUAUCUUUUGGCGCCACUGGUCUGAUUACUGCAUAUUUUACAAAAUAUACUUGUUUGUUUUCACACGAAUCAUAUGUGGUGUUCGUUUGGUGCAUUUUAAGACAAACCUUUAUUGAAUCAGAACGUCCCUGUUUGUGUUUACGCCACUAAGUGUCAGGGUUCUGCUGUGGCUUUCUUCCACUCCUAGUUUUAAUCUCCUUUAAGCUUUUAACCUAAUGCUGAAACAUAGAGGGAAACUUAACGAAGCACUGAUGCAUGUUAGCAAUUUAUUUAUGCGUUCCUGUACGUGGUAAUGCUGUUACCCAGCUCGCUGUGCUGAUCACUGUGCUCCACACAAUAACUGAACUCAGAUCAGCCCUUGGUAGCAUAAGAGAGGACUUGUAACAAGGGGGGAGACGCACUUAUGUCAGGUUUGUCUUCCCUGGAUAGAAAUAUGUUGAUUAUUCAAAUUUUAGUUUUUCCUCAUCAAUCGUUUUUGUCGUUGAUUUUCUUUACGCCUGAGCUAAUUUAAAACCUUGAGGAUUUUAUUUGUGUUUUUGAGCAACAGCAAAACAAGCGAUAAACACAUCAAGUUGUCACCACAACUGCCAAUUUAUCUCCGUCUCACUAUCAUUUGCCAAAUGCACUGUUGCUUUAUCUGAAUCUGACAUAAUUUGCACUGAAUUUCGCUUUUUAUUUAUUCGGCCGUAUUUUGUUUUAAUCUAUAUUUCCAUUUUUGCUGUAUUCGGCUUCAGCCUCCUUUGGCUUUCAGUAUUGAUUCUUUGUGCGUACAUUCAUUGAAGAGUGUUAAAUGUGCCAUCACACUGCUGGUGCCUUGGUUGCUGCUGGUAUAUUUUUUAUUUCACAGUGUAAUCUGUCCAACUUCUAACUGCUGUAACAAAACACAACGCGUCGAGAACUAGAUCGUGUUCACAAUUUGUUCUUGUUAUUAAAGCAACACAAUAUAA